This is a messenger RNA of Lachancea mirantina, 474 nucleotides long. NCBI's taxonomy places the organism in Eukaryota, Fungi, Ascomycota, Saccharomycetes, Saccharomycetales, Saccharomycetaceae. The record is from the annotation of a GenBank genome assembly.
AUGCAGUUGUACUGGAAGCGAAAUUUGCAUUCCCACAUGGUAGCCAAUAUAAAGAAACGGCAGUUGCCUCCGCGUCCCAAAUUUUCACCAGAUUGGGAGACGGAACUUGAAGAGAAGUUUUUGCACGGAGGGCGCGGUCCCGGCGGUCAGAAGAUUAACAAAUGCAACAGCAAAGUGCAAUUGCGUCAUCUCCCUAGUGGAAUCGUGGUCGAAUGCCAAGAGACAAGGUCCAGAGACCAGAAUCGUAAGAUUGCACGCGAAAAACUGGCGCUGAAGAUCAGUCAAUGGCAAAACGACGGUAUUGCAGCUGCUAGAAAUGAAGCAAUGCAUCAAUGGGGGAAACAGAGUAAGCGAAGUAAAGAAAAGAAGAGUCGCGAAAAACACGUGAAACACAGGGCGUUGCGCGAUGAGCAAGAAUUAGAGAGAAUUCAAGAAGAACAACGACUCUUGGAGUUGAUUAGAAACGGAGAGUAA